Messenger RNA from Melospiza melodia melodia, 1713 nucleotides. RefSeq names its product beta-1,3-glucuronyltransferase 2 (gene B3GAT2). The record is from RefSeq and is a predicted model, not a curated record. Gene Ontology annotation, biological process: chondroitin sulfate proteoglycan biosynthetic process; carbohydrate metabolic process. Gene Ontology annotation, molecular function: galactosylgalactosylxylosylprotein 3-beta-glucuronosyltransferase activity. Lineage: Eukaryota; Metazoa; Chordata; Aves; Passeriformes; Passerellidae. Gene Ontology annotation, cellular component: Golgi membrane. The transcript is spliced from 4 exons. Bases 49 to 969 code for a protein of 306 amino acids.
AUGGGGCGGCGCUGAGCGGCGGCGCGGCGGGAGGGCGCCGGGGGCAGCAUGAAGUCCCUGCUCUUCAGCCGCUUCCUCCUGCUGCUGCCCUGGGUGCUCAUCGUCAUCAUCGUGCUGGACAUCGACAGCAGCCGGGCGCCGCUGCCCGCGCUGUCCCCCCGCGGCGGGGCCGAGGGCGGUAGCGGCGGGGCGCGGCCUCCCACCCCGCGGCGGCGGCCCGAGGCCGCGCUGCCCACCAUCUAUGCCAUCACGCCCACCUACAGCCGCCCGGUGCAGAAGGCCGAGCUCACCCGCCUGGCCAACACCUUCCGGCAGGUGUCGCGGCUCCACUGGAUCCUGGUGGAGGACGCGGCGGCGCGCAGCGAGCUGGUGACCCGCUUCGUGGCGGGCGCCGGGCUGCCCUGCACGCACCUGCACGUCCCCACGCCGCGCCGCUACAAGCGCCCGGGGCUGCCCCGCGCCACCGAGCAGCGCAACGCCGGCCUGGCCUGGCUGCGGCAGCGGCACCAGCACCUGCCGCCCCCGCAGCCCGGCGUGCUCUUCUUCGCCGACGACGACAACACCUACAGCCUGGAGCUGUUCCAGGAGAUGCGGACGACGCGCAAGGUGUCCGUGUGGCCCGUGGGGCUGGUGGGCGGCCGGCGCUACGAGCGCCCCGUGGUGGAGAACGGCAAGGUGGUCGGCUGGUACACGGGCUGGAGAGCUGACAGGCCCUUUGCCAUCGACAUGGCAGGAUUUGCUGUGAGUCUUCAAGUGAUCCUGUCGCAUCCCAAAGCCGUAUUCAAGCGUCGUGGUUCUCAACCAGGAAUGCAAGAAUCUGAUUUUCUGAAACAGAUAACAACAGUGGAGGAACUGGAGCCAAAAGCAAACAACUGCACAAAGGUUCUUGUAUGGCACACCCGAACAGAGAAAGUGAACCUAGCUAACGAGCCAAAGUACCACCUGGACACAGUGAACAUUGAGGUAUGACAGGGGGACAGGCCCACGGCAAGAGCAGGACCAUGGACGCACCAGCACGUGCUCCGCUUCCGACAGCUACGGUCAUCUGCUGCUGCUGCUGCUGCCUGAGACCUGACAGACUUCUGUGGAAACAAAAGGAAGCUUUCAGAGACUCCAACAAGCAAAUCAAGUGGGUGUGCUUUGUUCUAACUUGUCUGCAUGCAUUUCUGAACUCUCAGCUUAAUAAACUGACACUUACCUUUGUUUUAACGCUGUUUCCACAUACAUAAACAUGGCUGCAAUGGAGUAUUUUCAAAAUUAUUAUUUAUGUAUCUACUUUUGUAUUUAUCCAGCUUAAUGGUGUAAUUAUAAACUGAUUUUAACUCACAAACUGUUGGUCUAAAUAUCUGUAUAAAUGGAUCCUCCAAACUGCACGUUUUACUUCAUUAGAAGUAGCAGUCAAACAGGUCAUACAAUAAUGAAAUAAAAUACCCACAAUCAUUUAUGGAUUUAUCCUUUUAAUAUAGGGAAAUAACAUUUUAUCAUUACGAGGCACCAUAAAAUGUAAACACAAUCACUGUCAUAAACCUGGAUUUGUCUGCAAGACAAAAUAUAUCUGUUCACACUGAGUUACCUUGAAUGCAUAUUGUGCUGUCAGUUCUCUUUUAACACUGUGUGCUUGCCUCCUGAGCCAGGUCAGAGACUUUACCACAGGAAACUCAAAUGCAUCAAAUGCUCAUCUUUAGAAGAAUAAACUAUUGAUUUGUAGAACUA